Myxocyprinus asiaticus (Chinese sucker) is the source of this 1830-nucleotide messenger RNA. It is a transcript of the gene arl6ip5b, whose product is annotated as ADP-ribosylation factor-like 6 interacting protein 5b. The coding region runs from base 69 to 641 and encodes 190 amino acids. The record is from RefSeq and is a predicted model, not a curated record. Gene Ontology annotation, cellular component: membrane. NCBI's taxonomy places the organism in Eukaryota, Metazoa, Chordata, Actinopteri, Cypriniformes, Catostomidae. Gene Ontology annotation, biological process: negative regulation of transport. The transcript has 3 exons.
AGUGCCGCUCCAGCCGCUUGUUGUGUUCCAGUGUUUGUCUGGGCAGCUGUCAGUGAUCGGGAAGCAUCAUGGCAGGGAUGGAGAUCGCGCCGCUGAGACCCUGGGGUGAUUUUUUCCCUGGUGUUGAUCGAUUCUCGAAGCCUGAUGUGUCUGAUCUCAGCAAAUGGAAUAACAGAGUCAUCAGCAAUCUACUCUAUUAUCAGACCAAUUACUUUGCUGCGGCCAUCGUGGUGUUUCUCAUCGUCGGGUUUCUGAACCCCCUGGGCAUGUUUCUCGGUGGGGCCGUCGUGGCUCUGGUCUUCAUGGGCUCUGUGUGGGCUGGAGAAAACAAGGCCAUGAUCAAGAACUUCAAAAAAAAGAAUCCCAGUCUGUUUGUGAUGGGCGUGAUGGGUGUCAGCUACUUCCUGCUGUCCCUGUGUGGAGGAGUGAUGGUGUUCAUCUUUGGUAUUACGUUCCCCAUGCUCUUGAUCCUGAUCCAUGCUUCACUGAGAUUGCGCAGCAUGAAGAACAAGUUGGAGAACAAGAUUGAAGGUGUUGGCCUAAAGAAGACGCCCAUGGGAGUCAUACUGGAUCUCCUGGAUCAACAAGAAGAGAAAAUCAACAAAGUCCAGGAUUUCUUGGAGAGUAAGCUGAAAGAUUGAGUAUGGGAAGCAUCAUUGUCAACAAAUUAUAACUCUUAACUGUAUUUAUCCACCGUUUUCUCUUUUGUUUAUUGUCGUUUUUUUGAUUGCCUCUUAUAUUGUGUUUAUCAUAACAGAUGUCUGUUUGACAAGUAAAUGUCAAAAUGGAAAUAUCUUUUGAAUACCAAAGUAUGACAAUGACAACGUUCUAUAAACAACCAUCAUUUUCACAUCACCAUGAAGUAGAUUACAGGAAUGAUUUAAAAUGCUGUUUUUAUUAUUUUUAAAAAUUAACUCUCUACCAAACUGUAUUUGUUGUCCAACAAGACAAAUGAAGCAAACUCAUGUCUCAUUCUCCUUUUGUAUGCACCUUUCAUUGACAAUUUGUCUAGUUUGAUUUUCAUAGAAAAUGAAUUUGCAAAAAUGUUUAUGCUCUGUAAAGCUUAAGUAAAACUAUAAAGACAUAAUGACUUUGAAACAUUUAUUAAUUCAAUCAUCAUUUGUAGAUUUGGUUAUACAUAGUUUAUUUAUUUUUUCCCCUAAUAGCGAAGGCGAUCAUUAUUCUUCUAAUGCACAUUUAUAAAAGCAAUUAAAACAGUCUGUUUUCAUGUGAGUUAACCUGUUUAUAGCUCAGAAGAGUUAUUGAUAAACACAGUGUUGUGCAUAAUACCCAGAUGUAUCACACGAUUUGCUGAUUUUCUUUAAAUGAAAAAAGCUGACACAACCUCUGCACUGAACAAACCAUGACAUGCAUUUGAUUUUAAUGUACAAUUACUGUUUGUUUUAAUAAAGUGGAAUGUGGAAAAGUUUGGACACGUUACGAGUAUGUACACGUUACCCUAUUCUUUUGUAACUUUUUCAUGCUUCUACUUUAGAUAUAUUCUUAUGCACUCUCAGUGUGUUUUGCAUUCACUCAUGGAUGUUCAGUUAUAUUAAUGUUUGGUGAAGGGCAUUCCAGAAAAUAAAACUGCAACUGACCACACUGAGGCAGCUAGUUAGAUCAUUUGUUUUAUUUGCUGACAUGGUUUCUGCAGGUAAUAGCAAAUAAUGCAUGAUUAGGCAUGGUUGCUUAGAUAAUGUGUGGAUUGCCAAAGAAUUGGUUCAGACUUUUUAUUUUGUUUCUUCUGCAAGCAUGCAAUCUCAUGCUGCUAAGCUGUUCAAGAUCUGUAGCCAAAUGCUAGUUUUGAAUAAAGGCUUAUUUUGACAUUUA